AUGUGGAGUACAGCUCACUCAGCCUCUCUUCUGCUCCCGUUUGUGGUGAUAUUUGUCGUUUCAGACGCCAUCCGGCUUCUGAAGGAGGGACCCAUGAUCGAUGCUGAAGGGCGGGAGUACAAAGGUUUGAGGGUCAGUGCAGAAGACUUUAGUGAGCCUCCACCCAGUGAUGAACCCACGGUCCGUGUGCAGUGUACAGAAACCUCCAUGAUUGUCCUGGUGAAGGCCGACCUGUUCAGGACUGGUCGUCUGGUUUCUGCAGAGGAGCUGUUUUUAGGAGCUGAUCCGUCCCAGAGUCGGUGCAGAGCUGCUGCUGCUGCAGGUGACUCAGAGUUUGUGAUUGAAGCUGGUCUGCAGGACUGCGGCUCCAGGCUGACUGUAGGUUCAUCAAAACACAGAAACUUUAAUGAUCUGUAAUCAGAGACGUAUCCUGCUGUUUCCAUCAGGUUUUAAAGUGUUUUUAAACUCUCACAGGUCUCUGAGGACUCUGUGAUCUACUCAAACAUGCUGAUCGUCUCACCUGUUGUCAGGUAUCACGGCAUCACGAGGACGGCUCCUGCUGUAGUCCCUGUUUCCUGUCACUAUCAAAGGUAAAACAUUUAAAUCUUGAGUCUCUAACAGAGAAAAACUGUCAGACUGACUUUCACUCUCUCUGACAGGACACACUUGGUGAGCAGUAACACUCAGCCGUCGUCUCUGACUCCCCCUUCUCCAACACAGGACUCUGCUUUCUCUCUCACACUCAUGAACGGUAUGUUGGGAAAAUUGAGUGUUUGGAUCUGUCAGGGUUAGAGCUUUUAGUCUCUUGUUGGGCCUUUACAUGGUCGGUGUACUUUAAACACAGCUUUCAGUAUCAGAAAACAGAACUAAUCACAGAUGUAAGCAUAGAAUCAAAUAUAAAACUGAAUAUAACAACAAACUGCUCACAGACGAGGGUUUUUGGAGGUGAUUUUGACCCUAAGCAGUGAUUUCCACUGCAGAGUCGUGUCUCUUUAACGCAGAAACACCUCAAGGCUCUGAUUUGUGUUGAAUCCAUUAUUAACAACUUCCAAAAAAAGCUCAAACACGAGGAUAAGUCCUUGUUUGCCUGCAGACGACUGGACACAAUCGACUUCCUCCAGAUCCUUCUACCUGGGUGACCUCCUGCACCUGCAGGCGUCUUACUCCGCUCCUGAUUCGGCACACAGACAGCUGUUCAUCGACGGCUGUGUGGCCACUCUGUCACCUGAUGUCACAUCAGUGCCCAGAUACUACUUUAUCGAAAACAACGGGUAAGACUACGAGUACGAUCAGAACACGAAGAUCUAGAAACGUAGACCUGUACCUGAUCCACAGGUUCUAUAAAUAAUUCCAGGUGCCUCGCUACAGCGAGAGACGGAGGAACAAACUCGGCUUUCCUACCCAGAACGAGAGCUGAUUCCCUUCAGCUGCAGAUGGAUGUUUUCCUGUUUCAGCAGGACUCCAGAAACUCAGUGAGACACCCUCACCCUUCUCAGCAUCAUUUAAAAGUCUAGAAGAAUCUGAAUGAUUUCAUGACUGUCGUGUUCUUGUUUUCUCAGGUAUUCAUCACCUGUUGGCUGAAAGCUUCCACCGACAUGUGGAGGAGCAGCCCUGUUAGCAAGUCCUGCAACUACAUGCAGUCAAGGUGAUUUAUUUUUACUUUCAUAACCUCUUAAUUUAAUGUUCAAACAGGAUUGCAUGAAACAUAAAUUAUCAAAUCAGCAGAUAAAGGGUUUAGAUGUAGAUGGUAUCAACACUAAAUUUAUAUUUCAGCAACAAAUCAAGUGUUCUGAAGUUUAAAUAUGAUUUAAAAAAGUGUUUGUUUCCUCUCCAGGUGGACAAAUGUGGACGGUGGUGAUGACGUGUGCAGAUGCUGCGACAGUACCUGUAACAGACCCUUUACUAACUGGAGAGGAGCCUCACAUGCAAAACCUCCGACAUCUGAAGGUGAGAGAGAAACAGUUUCAUCAUUAGUCUCUUUUUUUUCUUGUCCAGAGUUUAAACUAAACUUUCUUCUGUUUACAUGUUUAAUGUUUCAGAUCUAACAGCUUGCGUAACUCUCGGCCCUUUGGCGGUUUACCCCAGGAAGUAG
Messenger RNA from Xyrichtys novacula (pearly razorfish), 2092 nucleotides. The record is from the annotation of a GenBank genome assembly. Lineage: Eukaryota; Metazoa; Chordata; Actinopteri; Labriformes; Labridae.